CUCCUUCAUUCCUAUUUUGUCUUGUCUCAUCCCCACAGAAUAUAUCGCUCACUUACACUCAUCUCCCAAAGUAUAUGUAUGUCUCAUUCCCAAACACUAUCCUCUCACUAUGUUAAUAAUUUGCGUUCCUAUAUAUAAAUAAGAGACAUAAUGGAUGUUAACAAGAAGAAAUCACGGUCCGCAGAAGAGGUGAAGAAUAGUGAAGACACUAGAAAAGGUCCAUGGAGCGUUGAAGAGGACGCUCUUCUCCAAAAUUACGUCGCCACCCACGGCGACGGUCGCUGGAAUUCCGUCGCACGCUGUGCAGGCCUCAAGAGAUCAGGGAAAAGUUGCAGGCUGAGAUGGUUAAACUACUUGCGGCCCGAUGUUCGUCGUGGAAAUAUAACACUCCAGGAACAGAUAACCAUUCUGGACCUUCACUCUCGGUGGGGCAAUAGGUGGUCGAAAAUUGCUCGGCAUCUUCCCGGUAGAACGGACAACGAAAUAAAGAAUUAUUGGAGGACUCGUGUGCUUAAGCAAGCAAGGAAUCUGAAGUGUGACGUCGACAGUGAACAGUUCAAAGAUGCCUUACGUUACGUGUGGAUGCCCCGUUUGAUUGAGCGGAUUCAACCGUCAUCGGAAACUCACGACCCGCUCCAUGUGUCCCCCUCCGAACUUUACCCGAACCCAACCCCUCCGCUCCAUCACCAAAACGGGUUCCACGGUUCGUGUUCAGGUUCCAAUGCCUUGGAAUCAUCAAGUGCCAAGUCUGAAGAUUUGGGUCAUAAUGUUUCAGUUCCGGGCUUGUGUGAAAAUUUGAAUGACCGAGACAUGGCACGGGGGAAUAUGACGCUACCUUUUGGUGGUGGGGACUCAAUGGAGAGUUUGUGGGAUGAUGAGAAUCUGUGGCUUAUGCAGCAACUUUGUGAUGAUCUGGAAAUUAAAGACAAUUUCCUUGCGUGACGCAAGUUAAAGCCAGAGAAAGCAGACAAGUGUGUCUGUGUGUGCUAAUUCGGUGACUUUGACGUACAAAUUCGCAGGUGAAACUGCGUAAGGGUCAGUUCCAUGAGCUUGUCCUAGAGAUGAAAAAUACAUGCACUUUGGCUUUUCCUUUACUUUUUUAACUAAUAAAAGUAAGCUUCUUUCUCAUUGU
Molecule: messenger RNA, 1132 nt
Organism: Vigna unguiculata (cowpea)
Lineage: Eukaryota; Viridiplantae; Streptophyta; Magnoliopsida; Fabales; Fabaceae
Product: transcription factor MYB2-like
Biological process (GO): regulation of DNA-templated transcription
Cellular component (GO): nucleus
Molecular function (GO): sequence-specific DNA binding; DNA-binding transcription factor activity
Source: RefSeq, a predicted model, not a curated record